This is a messenger RNA of Dicrocoelium dendriticum, 2046 nucleotides long. The record is from the annotation of a GenBank genome assembly. NCBI's taxonomy places the organism in Eukaryota, Metazoa, Platyhelminthes, Trematoda, Plagiorchiida, Dicrocoeliidae.
CGACCCUUAAUGAUUUUGAUUCUGUUAUGGAAUCGAUGGCUUCGGAAAAGGCACACGGAUUGACAUGGACCCUUUCGCUCGCAGUGUUAAUGGCCACUUUCGGAUCCCCUUUCCUGAUUGGGUACAACUUGGCAAUCUUAAAUCUACCCGGUCCGUAUAUUGAAAUGUUCCUUGGACGAACAAUCCUUCAUCUAGCUGAAAAUCAGACAACGGAUGGUCCCAUCAACCCAGAAUUCCUAUAUGCCCAAGUGAGCACAACCUACGUGGUCGCCAGCGCCAUCGGUGCUUUCGGUUCUGGAUGGGUGGCCGAAAUCCUGGGAAGGCGAAAUGGACUGCUGUUCAACCAUCCAUUUGCCAUUUUGGGAGCUAUUUUGUGUGCACUCUGUGUGCACACAAACCAACCGGUCUUACUCUUCAUCGGCCGUUUCAUUCUGGGUCUCAAUUGUGGCAUCACGACGGGUGUUGCUCCGAUGUACCUGACUGAAGUCGCUCCGAGCAGACUGCGCGGGGCGGUCGGUGCCUGUAACCAGUUGGGUAUCGCCAUGGGCAUUGUGGUCGCAUAUGUGGUCACGCUGACGGAAACGCUGAACCAUAGCAAGUUGUGGCCGAUCGCAUGCGGACUCUGUGCAGUACCCGCUGCCAUCUCUCUCCUAGUUCUACCAUUCUGUCCCGAGAGUCCACGUUUUCUUAUGAUGAAAAGAAAUGAUGAAGCCGGAGCACGCAAAGCAUUCAAGCAGCUCAAUUCGAAAGAGGAUGUGGAUACCUUUAUCUGCGAAUUACGCAAAGAUGUGGAGCAAGCAAAAAGUCAACCCGAGUUCAAGUUUACCCAACUAUUUACUCAACGCGACUUGCGUAUGCCCAUGUUGAUUGCAUGCGUAAUUCAGCUGUUUCAGCAACUGUCCGGCAUAAAUGCGGUCAUAUGCUACUCAGCGACCAUGCUCAACAUGACAGGCAUUGAGAAACACUACAUUCAAUACUGUGUGCUAGCCAUUGGGAUGGUGAACUUGGUGGUCACGAUAAUAUCGUUGAUGCUACUGGAACGAGCUGGACGUCGGACACUCCUGCUCUGGCCAACAAUUGCUGUCGCCGUAGCCCUUCUUCUGAUGACAGUCACAGUGAACGUGGGUGCAGAUACUGACUCCAAAUCGGUGGAGCAAGCGAUGGGGAUCUGUUCCACAUGUCUGAUUCUGGUGUUUAUAUGUGGAUAUGCACUGGGGUUAGGCCCAGUACCUGCGCUGAUCGUGUCUGAAAUAUUCCGUCAAGGUCCGCGAGCAGGAGCCUACUCCAUUAGUCAAUGCUUGCUGUGGCUCUCAAACUUGAUCGUUUUGGGUGGUUAUCCGAACAUUGCUAAAGCAAUCAAAGGCUACUCCUUCCUGCCAUUUCUGGUGGUUGUGGUGAUCUGCUGGGUGUUCUUUUAUUUCUUCAUGCCGGAAACCCGAAAUCGCUCUUUCGAUGAGGUAGCGCGAGAACUGGCCUUUCGAAAGAAGAGCGCUAUCAGACCUCUGAUUAUCACGGAGACUAUCCGUCUUGGUGGGAUCAUGAGCAAGGGCGAAAGAACGGCCGCAACACAGAACCUCCGGACACACGACAGCCGCCAGAGGAAACACUCAAUGGAGGACCAAUUCCGUAUUAGAAGUUCGCUGGACGCUAGAUGAUACGGCUUAAGAAAAAGCUGACUUUAUUGCCUGGCCUUCUAGUACAUCGAAUUGCUUAGGUUCAGGGAGCCCACAAACUUGAAUUUGUCUCUCACUGAGCCCUUUGUUAUCAGUGCGUGUGUACCGCCUGUGUCACUCAAAUCCACACCCCAUUUCAGUUCACACCUCAGUCAAUCUGAAAUGCUGUCCAUUCACCGAAAUUCACUACCAUACUUUUGUUGACGCAUGUUUGAUAGAUAAACACACAUUGUUUUGGCAAAUUUCAUACCGUCAGACUGGAACCUGUUCACGGAAGCCACACUGCAUCACUCAGGCAUAAUGUUUACACAAAUGCGUUACACACAGCAUGCGUUUUUCAGUAUUCCGUAAGCUGCAGUUGCCAGAAUACCAG